Fusarium odoratissimum NRRL 54006 is the source of this 1453-nucleotide messenger RNA. RefSeq lists its product as uncharacterized. The coding region runs from base 1 to 1353 and encodes 450 amino acids. The transcript is spliced from 3 exons. The record is from RefSeq and is a predicted model, not a curated record. NCBI's taxonomy places the organism in Eukaryota, Fungi, Ascomycota, Sordariomycetes, Hypocreales, Nectriaceae.
AUGAAGUCCACUACCGUCAUCGUGGCCCUCGCUGCCGUCGUCCACGCCUCACCUCUCACCAAAAGACAGGACAACAAGGUCCCCGAUGUCUGGGAGAACAAAGACACCCUCUGCAAAGGCUGGGUCCUCAGCACACCAGAGGAAGCCGACAGGCUCUGGAUGGAAACCAAAGCCGGCGAUCAACUAGAUUUCUUCCUCCGUGAACAAUGGGAACACCAAAACAACUGGCUCAUCAACCUCGAGGAUCGAGUCUUUGGCGGUACAGAUGGAAAGUCUGGCGCCGCGGGAUGCAGUGUUCUCGACAACGAUUGCAGCCCUAUGAACAACAUAGAAUGCACUGAACAGUAUGAGAAAUACGGUACCGACGACAGCCUUAGCAAGACCUCGUACUGGAUAUUCCAGGCUGCUAAGGGCAUGCACUCCAAGUUCAAGGCGCUCAAGACCAAGAUCACCGAGAAGACCAUCAUCAGCGGUCUCAGGAUCGGUCAGAUGGUGACCGACUUCGGCGGCAAUGAGGAUGACACUGGUGAUAUGGUCAAGUGGUUGGCUUCCGCCAGCACAAUGGGUGCUGCUCUGAGUGGACUCUCUACAAACGUUGGGUUCGCUGUCGGCUUUAACAUCCUUGGCGGAAUCUUCUCCAGCUUUGGAAACCUCAAGCAAGAGGAGAUCGACCAAGGUACCAUCUCAGCUGGCUUGGCCGAUCUGUUCGAGGCAGCUGUUGACCGACUCGACGAGACCAUGCGCAUCGUCAUGGGCGGUGGUACUGAGGACCAGUACAAUGCACUCAAGACGCCCAACCCGGAUCCUUACAAGAAGCCCGUCGCAAACUUCUUCAACGGCGGUUUCUUCCUUCUCAAUGACAAUGCCGAAGCUGUGCAGAUGGCGCUCAACUCUGUCUACGGCAACAUCCAGCCCAAGGUUGCCAACAACGUCAUGAAGGCUGCGAAGUUCUACCUCGUUGCUGAUAAGCGCCGUACAGGCCGCGAGGACUGCGGUUACGCUACUGGUCGUCAGUGGAUGGCUCUGAGAGAGGGUGAAGAGUACUGUUUCUACAUCAUGCGUCACGAUCCUAAGCCUAACCGUGUUGGAGACUGGGCUGAGGUUUCGGGUGAGGUUUAUGACAAGAUGGCCAGCUAUGGUCUUGGGAACAGAGAGGUUUACUACCGCGCUAUUCUGGACUGUGCGCUUAAUCCCAAUGACAAUGUUGACUUGGGAAGCUUGGUUGGUGGCAAGAUUCCGACUUGUUACUUUGAUCUUCCUGCUGUAUACAUUGAUAAGGAUCGAGAGGUUGGAUGCGGUGAUCCUUUCACCACUGUUGAGUGCGAUUAUAUCAGUGCCACCAACAUCGAGUAGGGGAGGCGACAUUACUGGACAGUUACUAUUCAUUUUGUAUAUAUUGAUCGCUUGUAUUCUAAGUCUAAGCAUUAACCUCUAAUUAAAUAUCCUAUGUCUA